CUCCACCACAUUCAUCCAAGCCUCACCGAUUCACCUUCCACUCUCCAGUUCUGAAUAUCGUGCAUCGUCCUGAAUCACACACAAGCUGCGCAAGGAACCAUGUCUACGCCUUACAACACGUCAUCCCAGAGCCAGGGCUACUAUCCUCCUCUCCCUGCGCAUCCUCCAGCGCAACAAGCCACUGGCACGCCAGACCCGUCGCAAGUCGCGAGUACCUCUGCGCAGGCACAGCAGACAACCGCGCAGUCAUCGCGACAGACAGCAGAGGAAGCACGGAAAGACCGCACAUUGGCUGAGUUCCUCCUUAUGCUGGACGAUUACGAGCCCUUGAUACCGAACGAGGUCACGGACUACUACCUCCAGCGGGUCGGGUUCGAGUGUGAGGAUGUCCGACUUAAACGUCUCCUCUCCCUCGCGGCGCAGAAGUUUGUAUCCGACAUCGCUGCAGACGCGUAUCAACACGCCCGGAUACGUUCCAACGCGGUGGGUGGUAGGGCCCGUGCUCAGCCCUCAGGGCCGGCAUCAGCAAGGGACAAGACAAAGACCACACUCAUGAUGGAGGAUCUCACUUCGGCUCUGGCAGAGUAUGGCAUAACGUCUCGCAAGCCCGAGUAUUACUUGUAAUGUAGACGCCAAGGUGCGGACUUGUCUGUAUGAUGUGUACUAAUAUGUUUCAAUCUUUCACUAUGCAAUAACAUCUGACGAUGACAUUAUGGAGAGGGUGCUCUUUUCUAGUCUCGUAUUGGCCAUGGCGUGUUCGGAUACGUCAUGUGUAUUCGAU
Messenger RNA from Rhodofomes roseus, 781 nucleotides. Its product is annotated as transcription initiation factor IID TAF10 subunit. The transcript is spliced from 4 exons. The coding region runs from base 100 to 624 and encodes 174 amino acids. Gene Ontology annotation, biological process: transcription initiation at RNA polymerase II promoter. Gene Ontology annotation, molecular function: RNA polymerase II general transcription initiation factor activity; promoter-specific chromatin binding. Gene Ontology annotation, cellular component: transcription factor TFIID complex; nucleus; SAGA complex. The record is from RefSeq and is a predicted model, not a curated record. NCBI's taxonomy places the organism in Eukaryota, Fungi, Basidiomycota, Agaricomycetes, Polyporales, Fomitopsidaceae.